Molecule: messenger RNA, 3696 nt
Organism: Zootermopsis nevadensis
Lineage: Eukaryota; Metazoa; Arthropoda; Insecta; Blattodea; Termopsidae
Source: RefSeq, a predicted model, not a curated record
UGGUAGACUUAUUUUCCUCAAUGAAGUGGGUGACAGCAAUGGUGGUUGGGCUGGUGCUGGUAGCACUAGCCAUGGCUGAAGGUGAGAUUUGGGAGGAGGAUGACCACGAGGUACUGAUCCGUAGCGAGAGGGGAGCUAAGAACAGAGACCCUUGUCGCUAUGUGAAAGGAUCAUGGUCAGACUGUGAUCCCAAGACAAAUACAAGGUCUCGGAUUCUCACUCUGAAGAAAGGGGAUCAGAACGCCUGUGAGCAGACUAAAACUAUCCAGAAGAAGUGCAAGAAAGCAUGCCGAUAUGAGAAGGGGGUGUGGAGUGAGUGCUCAUCACAAAACCAAAUGACACGGAGUGACAACUUAAAGGCUAACAGCGACCCCUCAUGUGAACAGAGUCGACAGAUCACUAAGAAGUGUAAAAAUAAGGGAGCUAAGAACAACAAAGGUGGACGACGCAACCGAGAGUAAUCCAGACGAGUAAGGGUCCAGAACCAUGUUAACAUUAUUCAAGCUUAUUGCAAGAGUAAACAUUUCAUCAUACUUCCAAGUACAGAUUUUACAAUUCUCAUCAGCAUGCAAGCAGCCAAUCAGUGCAGUGACGCUACAGACAUGAAGCCAGGAGAGAAUAUUUCCGACAGUAAGAAUAUGGAAAAUUCAUGAAAUGUUAGGAACCUGAUUUGUUCACCACACUUUUAAUAUAAAACCAUUUCCUAUAGUCACUAGGACUUUUGGAAAAUGUUUGUAUGUUCAUCACCUUUAUAUUCUACUCCAGCUGUUGAAAAUACAUAUGUGGGACAGGACCCAGAAAAUGGACUAACUUAAUUACCAGUAUCAUGAGUUUAGCAAGUGUUGUGAAACAGUCAGCAGAGAUCCAGCCCAUUUGAGUUCCACCUUGCACCAAGUCACAUACCAUUUGUGUGUAGAUUGGUCUAGAGAAGGAAUUUUGAAUGUUUACAGAAUGUGUGCAUUUAUCUUACUGUAUUAGGAAUACUACAUUGAAGCAGUCUGCUGUGGUUUUUUAACUUGUAAUAUACAUACCAGUCAUCCACAACAAUGAUGAUUGUUAACCCUUCAACCAUGACCUAACCCUACCAACCACUGCAUCCACAAGAAGACUUUUUUCAUGCUGCUGUUUCUCGAGUACAUGGUUUAAAGAACUUACGAUGUCAUGCAUGCUGUGGGAUGUAUGGUUUGGUGGGUGACCUAAAAUAUCACACAUACUUAAGAUGUUGAUAAACCAAACACUAUUCAUUAUUUGUUGAUAAUAUACAGGCUACCCAUUUUUAAUCAUACCCAAAGUUUAUUAAAAUAAUACACAACUUUAUUACACUAAUUAGAAGAUGUAUAUUAUUAUAAUAAAAGUCAUGUUGUACAUAUAAAGUAGAAGACAAUUUAUAAAUAAGUCUGUCACUGAGUGAAACAAUUAAAUGUAUCAUAAAAUAUUAAUUUCUUUUAUUUAAAAAUGUUAUGAGCAUAUACAAUUUAAGGAUAGUCAUAAUGUAAGGUUGGUUUUAGUAUCUUCAGUGAUAUAGGUUUUAUCCCAUGAUGCAUAGGAAUUUUGAAAAUGUUGGACUAUCCACAUGAAUAUGGAGGCCAGACAGACAGGUCAUACUUUUCACACUAGGAAUAAAGAACACAUCCACACUAUACAAAAUAAUGAAAGUAACUCACACGAGGCACAGCAUAUUCUGGACAGGUAGCUUAGUCAGUAUAGUGACAGACUACAGACUUGAUGACCAGGGUUCGAUCAUUAGCAGGGGCAGAAGAUAUUUCCUCUAACCUCUGUGUCCAGACUGACUCUGGGGCCCACCCAGCCUCCUAUCCAAUGGGUACCAGGGUCCUUUCUUAGGGAUAAAGCACAGCUGGGGUGUGACACUGACCAUAUGUCACCCUAUAUCUGGCUGGAUGAUCGUUCACCUCUGCUUAUGCAUGUGAACGUGAGGCCAGCAGCCAGCUAGUCGGCUUUGGCUCUCAGAGGGCUGUUACGCCACGGGAAAAAUAACAAAAAACUGACAUCACAUAAGGAGGAAAAAAGCAAGAUAAACACAAAUACCUCAAAAGAUUUUUAAAAUACCACACUUAUUUAGCUAGUAACCAAAGUUACAUAUAAAUGACAUGCACAGUGAAAAUCAUAAACCCAUCUUUGAGACACUAAACCAACUAUAAACAAGACAGCAAUACAUAGUCCACUUUAUGACCUAUAUACACUACUUAACCUGUAGUGCACAUAAAUAGUCUUUAUGGCUAUAAACACCAGGUACUUUCACAGUCUGUACAACCAAGAAUAAUAUUACUAUAUAGGAUAAUUCAAAGCUCUAGCACAAUACUUAUUGAUGUUGUUGAGAUUAUUUGGAGAAGAAAAUAUAAAUAUCUUUGUUCAGAUUUGCCACCAUUUCCAUGUCAUACCAUUUUUAUGUUGAUGUCACUCAUUUUCUUUGUGGAUUCGACAGCGGUUUCACACAAAGAAUUUGUGGAAGUGCAGUCGAUAUUGCUGUGAGGCACAUGUUCAGGUGGUGGGAGGGCAUUGCAAACAUCUGUUGUCGUUGUGAUUUUAUCCUGUGUAUUACAUUAAAUGCACUGGCAAAUCCCAACUGCACACACAGAGAAGUACUUAAAAAGAAGUACUAUGAAGUGACAACUGAAAAAUGAAAGAAAGGGUAGAAUUUCUAUCUCUGAAGAUACAUAAUCAUGAUGAGUUCAACCUACAACACUGAAGAUAUAACAACCACACACAAGAAUUAUUCUAAACAUUGUGUGUGCAUGUGUGAGUAUAUCUAAAUUCUAACAGGAUCUUUAGAUGUAUUAAGAUUAAUAUUCAUAUGAUAAAUUUUAUUGCAUUUUACUCUAUAAGAACCUUAUUUACAAAUUAUGUUCUAUAUAGUACCUAUGAUAAAACUUUAUCAGAAUAAUAUUCAUUUGAUAAUAAGUAUAAUAAAUCUUCAUCUUGAACACUGUAUAAAACAAAAUCCUGAUUUUAACAAAUGUUGAAACAUGUAGCCUGCAUGUAAAGCACACAUUUGUUUGGUUUGUUAAUAAUAACUGUUGUAUGUUGUGAGUGACUGGUGUUUGCAUACUACAACUUAUUGUUUUAAUAAUUUGCAAAUGUGUAAAGUGUUUUUAAAAAUACGACUUACAAAGAAUCCUAUUAGAUAAAAAUUCAGUAGCUCUUCUUAAUCCCAAGUUUUAAUUUGCCAUAUUUUUAAGUGCUAUCAAGUAAAUGUUUGCUGUGUAUCUGUGGAACUUUUAACAAUUUUAAGGAGUAAAAAAAUCCAUCAAAAGGUCAUCACUAUUUUGUAGUUAAAUUGUGUCUCCCCUCCCCCUCCCCCAAGAUUCAUGUUGUAAUAUGUAAUAUGCCUGGUAGAAUAUCCUGGCUAGAAAUCCAUACGUAGCAUAGUAUUCUGUGCUGCAGCGCUAUCCUGUAAAAUGGAUUACACUAACACAGGAGCAGAAAUAUGAAUCUGGGGAUUUAACAUUUCACUGUGGAUACAGAGCAAGAAUAAAAUCUUUAAAAUGAUAUUGCACUGUGAGGACAUCACAUUGAAAUGUCUCAGUUUCUGUACUUCUCAUGCACUGCGGCACAUGUAACACUCUACAGUGUAUUAUCAUAAUCAUAUAGGGGGUCAAAUAUGGAGUACAAAGUGUUUUGAAGGAUUGUAAUUGUAACAAAAAAUACAGUAAAAUAAAGAUGCCCUUUUAAAGCUGG